This is a messenger RNA of Coccidioides immitis RS, 453 nucleotides long. RefSeq lists its product as uncharacterized. The transcript has 2 exons. The record is from RefSeq and is a predicted model, not a curated record. NCBI's taxonomy places the organism in Eukaryota, Fungi, Ascomycota, Eurotiomycetes, Onygenales, Onygenaceae. The coding region runs from base 1 to 453 and encodes 150 amino acids.
AUGGUUGAUCUAUGGUUUCAAGCUUGCGACCCGUGGUUCAAUGGGUUGUGUCGGAUAAACGUUUUCCGACGGUUGCCCGAAAAGCUGACUGACCUUCUGGAGAAGGUCAGUCAAUCCCGUGAUGACGUCUCAAAGAAGCCAGAAAUCGCGGGUCGCCCCGAGAAGCGACCUCCCAACCACGUCGUCUCCUGCCCUUUUGCUUACCUUCUUUUAUGCAUGGAUCAAAGCGAAGAGCAAGAGGAACAUGCCGCUGACUUCAUUGCACCUCGAACUGCUUAUCGAGAUUGUCUCCCAGGUAUUCCCCAGCGCUCCUGCGGGAAGAAUGAUAGGUUGACCGUCCUGACGCGGCUGCCGCAGGUUACAGAGAAAGGUGACUUGAAGAGCCUGUGCGAGGUUUCUAUGUUGUUCACUGGAAUCUCGAUUAUUCUGACACCGAUGAUGAUCUCCAAAUGA